AUGAUGUCAUCGUGUGCCGAAUCUGAGCAACCCACAAAUGAUUACGAAGCAAUGAUUCAACGUGCAGAAAGUCGUGUUUUUCAUCUGCUUCACUCACUCGAGUGGCAAUUACACACCGAAAAGGUAACUGAUGACAUUUCACUAAUUGCGGUUUCGACUAUUUUUGGGAAAAAGCUCGUGAUUCAUUUUCAUGAUUUAUGUGAAUAACAAUGAUAUUACGAAAUUUUUGCCCAAAACGUUUUUGUGAACUCUUGAGGAAGUACAUCUGACGUGAAGAUCAGCUAAUAUAAAUUAACACAAAGAGACAUUGUUUCAGAAAACUGGAAGUAUAUGGAGCAUGAAAUGCAAUCUAAUGGACAAUUAUAUUUUCCGGUACGAAGGACGUAUUCCAAACCGAUCAUGCGCUGAAGUACGUCACAUUUUACUUAAUUAUACCCAACAAUUCAAAAUAAUAAUAAAAAAAAGAAACAAAAUGUCGUCAAGGGGUACAAUCCUAUAAUUAACUUCUGCUUGUUCCCAGGUUUCUGCAAUGAUUCAUCCGGAAGGUUUACAUCGUCAGAAAUGGGAUUCACAAUCAGCUGGAACUAGUUUGAUAGAAGAUAUUGGUUUUGUACGUACUUUUUGUUCUCUGGCGAAAAAAGUUAGAUUUUUUAGGACACUUCAAUAAUUCUUCACAAAACAAAAUCACGUAUGAUGGGUUUGAUAUCAGCUAGAGAAACUGUUGAUCUUUGCCGGUUUACAACCGAUCCUAUUGAUGGUAGGUUCAUAUUUGUUUUUUUUUUGAAUUGAUCCCGGAUGUUCUGCAGAUUAUGGUUUUAACAAAAAAUAACAUCAUCUUUUUUCACACAGAGCACAUCUAAUUCCAUUCUUGAAAUAUUUACGAGGAGAUUAAAAAUGUGUUUCUGAUCUCCAGAAAUCUAUAAAUAAAUUGUAUAUUAAAUUAGAAACAUCAACAUUAUUUUCAGGAACUCGAUCAGUUGUUAUGGUUAGUGUUGAAUCGGAAAAAGUCCCACAAAAAUCAGGAGUUGUUCGAGCGCAAACAUAUCCAACCCUUCUAUUAAUCAGUCCGUUGUGAGUUUGAUCUUCAUUUGUUUUUGUUUUGACUUGAUUUGUGACGAACAAAUCCCUCGAGAAAAUUUUUAAUUUCCAUUUCUAGGAAAGCUUAUUAGUAAACAAUACCUAACUAGUGUCUAGUUUAUCAAUGAAUAAAAACAUAUUAUUAUUACAGAGGUGCAACUGAUACGAAAAUUACUGCAAUUCUUCAAGCUGAAUUAUUUCUUCAAGGCAUCCCUCAUUCAGUUGUUGAUAGUUUGAUGCCCAAGGUUUGUUUUUUUUUGCCGAUGCAACACAAAAAACGUUUUAUUGUUAUCUUAUCUAAUAAUUUGCAAACCACAGGUACAUUCAAAAUUCGAAAAUGCAAGAAAAGUGCAAAUAUGCAUGUGUAAUAACUAUAAGACGAUUUUGUAUAAGUAGAUCAGAUAAACAAAACACCGUUUGAGAUCUAGAUCAAAUGUUUUGAGAUCACUGAAGAAAAAUUGAGCAGGUGAAUCAUCUGAAUUGUUGUUUUUGCAGGGCAUCUCGAAUUUUUUCGAUGAUUUGAUCAAAUAUGCUUCCAAUGAUUCCACAAAAGUAUCACUCAAUCAUUCACUGACUGGAUGGUCUGAAGGAAUUGAAGCAGCCAAAAUUGAACAAUGUUAA
Molecule: messenger RNA, 1698 nt
Organism: Caenorhabditis angaria
Lineage: Eukaryota; Metazoa; Nematoda; Chromadorea; Rhabditida; Rhabditidae
Source: the annotation of a GenBank genome assembly